Messenger RNA from Pezoporus flaviventris, 1872 nucleotides. RefSeq lists its product as uncharacterized. Gene Ontology annotation, molecular function: protein binding. The coding region runs from base 242 to 1414 and encodes 390 amino acids. The record is from RefSeq and is a predicted model, not a curated record. Lineage: Eukaryota; Metazoa; Chordata; Aves; Psittaciformes; Psittacidae. The transcript is spliced from 2 exons.
AGGCAUAGUGCAGCAGAAGAAAAUGGAUAACAACUGCAUUUCUUUUUAUUGAAACAUCAUGAACAAAGCCACAAGCACGAGAACAACAUCCAGUAUUGAAGAAAGAGACAAAAGAAUAUGGACCUCCAACCAUUCCUAGCAAAUAUAUUAUGUUGUCAUCUUUUGGGCACUAGAGAAUUAUUAUCUGUGUCAUGAUAUCUUUCUAAAGCUAAAAAGAAACCUCCUUGUGAAUUGUGGGUGGAUGAUGUGGACCCACAAAGCAGCCACUUCUGCUAGCUCAGGAAAAGAUAAAGAAGAGCAAAUGCCCAAAAAUGCAGGCAGGAACCUCAGGUCAGAACCUCAUCCAGGUUCUGACAAAGCACUGGAUUUUGCUAUGAUAUCUCCAAGGGUGUCUCCUGCCCUCCCACACCAGACAGAUUGGCUCCAAAAACAAACUCUGUCCGCUACCAUCAUCAAGGCUGCGUGGCGGGGAUAUUGCACCCAAAGAGAAGUGGACAAAAUUACCAAAGCUGCUGCCAGGAUUCAAGCAGCUUAUCGAGGCUACAGGACACGGCAGGAAGUGCCCUUUGGGUUUCAUGAUUGCCCUGCAUACAGUAAGCUUAUAGUAAAGGAGGAAACAGAAAAAAAGACAGCAGUUCUCCCUCUUGUCAUGGAGCGCUGUGUGUGUUGGGCUAAGGGCUCCCAGGCACCAGGCGUUACCACUGAAAAUGAGAGGCUGAGAGGUCAAUGCAGAGAUAGACAUGAACCAGGCACUUCGGUCACUCCUGGAGCCAUUGCCUUCAAAGCAGAGUUUUCUGUCACACCCUGUAAAGUCUUGGCCCUUGCUACCCCUGAAGUCUUUCAAGCCUUGUCAUCUCAACAGCAAGUUCAUGAUGCUGCAGAUAAAAUUUGGGCUGCGAGAAGAGCUUGCCAAAGAGCAAUAAAAUGGAAAGAGCUUGAUAAAAUGGAAAGACAAGCUGAGAAAAUAGCAGAGCUAAGCCAGAUCUUCAUUUACAGUUAUCGAUUCACACUAAACUUUUGUAAGAAUUACCAAAUUUCAGAGUUAGCUAGUGUCACUAAAAUGCAGGAGUGGACCACAGAGCCCCAAGACACAGUGCCGCAUCCUGGACAAGUCCUCACUGUGAAGUUAGAACUGAGAAAGGAAAACAAAGACUCUAAUGCAGAGGGCAAUGCACCAUCUCUGAGAAAGAUUAAUGUGCAUACAGUAGUGAAGGGCCUGAGCACCUCCAGAAGGCCUGUCUUCCUGCGUGUCUUCAGUACCGACGGAGCAGUGGAAGGCUUUUACAGGGCAGCGGGCGGCAGGCAGUUGCAUGGACUGUACACGGUCAGAAAGCACGGGGGCUCAAAGCUGUCUCAAGUCCGCAUUCAUGUAAAUGUGGUGGAAAUGGAAAGGAGGACAGGCAAGAGUCCAUGAUGGUAGGAAGACGCCAAGAAACUCAGAAUUGGAACGGCUCUUGUACUGCAAAACCUUUCCCUGUACUUGCAGAGCCUGGUCACCGCUGGAGCAACUGUCUGGGUGUACCUUGAAAGUGAGCUCUGUUCUGGUAGCCCCCCUCAAGGGUCCCAGGUAAAGCGCACACAGCAGCCCAAGUCUGAGCUGCCCAGAGGGUUCCAGCAUUGCUUGUGCUCAAGUAGCUCUUGUCUCUUUUCAGCCUAGAAUUGCAGCCUCACAUCAGUUACAAACCCACAAAACCCAUGGUAAAUCAAAGGAAGGUUCUCAACAGAGAAUAUUCAAGUUUUACCCAGGAAUUCAUUUGCUGUCUCAGGGUGGAUGCUCCCAGUGAUCCAUGGUAUGGCUGGUAAAACAGAGUAUUCGUGUGUACCUGCCUUCCCAAAACGUUGAGGAGCAUGGCUGAAUAAAGGCUUGUAAAC